Striga hermonthica is the source of this 753-nucleotide messenger RNA. The record is from the annotation of a GenBank genome assembly. Lineage: Eukaryota; Viridiplantae; Streptophyta; Magnoliopsida; Lamiales; Orobanchaceae.
AUGAUUCCCAAUCCGGAUCUGAUCCACUACGCCUGCAUCGCGAGGGGCGCCACCGUGCUCGCCGAGUUCAACUCCCGUGACGCCGCCCUCGGCGCCGUCGCCGCCAGGUGCCUCCUCCACGCGCCGCCCCACCACGCCGCGUUCAGCCACACCGUCCGGUCGAGGACCUACUCUUUCCUCAUCGACGCGCCGUUCGUCUACUUCGCCAUCUCCGACGACCGUCUGGAGACCUCCGAGGGCCAGGCGUUCCUCCGGAACGUCCGCGACACGUUCCGUCGGGUCUCCGCCGCCGGCGGCCGACGUAAGCUGGAGCGGCUCUCGUCCCACUGCUUCCAGGGCGAGUUCAACCCGGUCUUCCGCCAGCUGCUCGGCCCGGCCCUGUACCACACGGACGGGAUCGGGUCGCCCUCACCCAGCGUGGGUGGGUCCGGGUCGGGUCGAGUCGGACGCGGGCUCGUGGCCGACCAGAAGGCGGUUCGCAAGAUGAAGAACAGGUUGCUCGGCAAAUUUAACGGGGAGAAGGAGAACGAUGAAAAUGGGGGGAAUGGAAUUGGUUUGAGCCGCGAAUUUUCGCUCGUCGUGAAUAAAAAUGGGGAAUUAUACCCUGUGCAGAUGGUGCAACAGCACCAGAAGGCGAGGAAAAUCUGGAAAAAACACGUUUGGGUCGUGUUGUCACUUGACGUGAUCAUCUGCUUGAUAUUGUUCGGUGUUUGGCUGUGGGUUUGCAGUGGGCUUCAAUGCAUGGAGAGCUGA